Molecule: messenger RNA, 516 nt
Organism: Gadus macrocephalus (Pacific cod)
Lineage: Eukaryota; Metazoa; Chordata; Actinopteri; Gadiformes; Gadidae
Product: large ribosomal subunit protein P2-like
Exons: 5
Coding region: 132-479 (115 amino acids)
Biological process (GO): cytoplasmic translational elongation
Cellular component (GO): cytosolic large ribosomal subunit; ribosome
Molecular function (GO): structural constituent of ribosome
Source: RefSeq, a predicted model, not a curated record
UAUAUAUUUUUCCCGCGAGAUUUGGUCUAUGGCGUCAUCAGUGAACGCUUCUUCAGUUUUCUUUCUACCACGUAACUUCCUUUCCGCUUGUACGAAUCUCACCGAGAACACGCGUUUACCUCUUCUGCAAAAUGCGUUACGUUGCCGCUUACCUGCUCGCAGCCCUGGCUGGCAAUGAUGCUCCUCAGGCAAAGGACAUCCAGAAAAUCCUAGAAAGCGUUGGCAUUGAAGCUGAUGACACCCGAAUGCAGAAGGUAAUCUCUGAGCUUGAUGGUAAAAGCAUAGACGAGGUCAUUGCUCAAGGUAAUGGCAAGUUGGCCAGCAUGCCAGCAGCUGGUGCAGUAGCAGCGGUAGCCACCUCUGCUGCGGUUGUCGCUGGAGGAGCAGCAGCCCCGGCUGCAGCUGAAGAGAAGAAGGAAGAGCAGAAAGACUCUGAUGAGGGGUCUGAUGAUGACAUGGGAUUCGGCUUGUUUGACUAAACUUGUUAACCUCAGAAAUAAAAUUUGUAUAAAAUAC